AGGGAAAGCAUGUGCCGAACAAUAAAUACCGUAUCACAUCGAAGAUAAUUAAGAUUUCAAUGCAAGAUUUCCGAACUCUUAAGCAUUUGCACUAAGAUUUUAUUUGAAAUAAACAUAACUUUAUGUGCCUGAAUAAUGUGAUCAUAAAAGGGUUCAUUUAGCUCAACAACGUAUAACAAAGUAAGCUUUCAUAGUAUGUCGGAUGCUCCAUUGAUCUGAAAAGUCAUCAAGAGAAUCGAAAACAUAUUAAUCUAUGUUAAACUGACAUUUGUGAAAGUAUUGGAGGAGACAAAAACAUUUAUAGAAUUUGUGUAUUUGGGGUACACGAAAACAGUGGAAAAAUCACUUAACUAUAGAACACUGAGUAUUUUUCUUUUUAGGGGAAAGACGGAUAUAAUAUGUUAAUAGACUAAUUAUUUUUAUCUUUUCGUAACAAACAAUUGUUUACGAUGAGAACACGUGCAGAAUAUGUUUAUAUCGGAUAAAUGAAUUUCGUUUUCCAACCCGAAAACGUUUAAACUGGAUUACUUCCGUGAUUAAUUGACUUUGCAGAAAUUCUCAAAGUGGAUUAUUGUGAUGACUGAAUCAAUUAUUGUGUUUGUCAUGUGAAUACACUUGGUUUAAGGUUUUGCAGUACUUCAGUUUUUUUGCGUUUAGAAACACACACUGUUUUAACUCACAUUUUGAUAAUAUUGAACACAAACAUACGUAGUUAGUUAUUAAACGACGAUGGUGACGGGAAAAAUCACCGGCAUUUAAAGGAUAUUGCAUCAAUUCCUAUAAAUAUUUUAUUUGAAUUCUACAAAAACAAACAGUAAAAGAAACCGAUAUGAAGAAAAGAAAGGCGUUCAUCAUAAUUAAUAUGAAUAACUUAUAAUGUGCAAAUAAAUAAUACGAAUCAGACGACCUGAAAAGCAAACAUACUUGAUACAGUUGGAUCCACAGUUAUGUUUUUUGCUGUGUACUCAACUGUGACGUCCCUACCAUUCUGCGUAGCCGUGUUUGGCACAUUAGUGAUCAGUGCUUUCAUUUACGUCAAGUCUUUUAUGACACUACCAUCAACCAUUCCAAAACUGUAUUUCAAAGAAUCAGCAUUGGCGUCGCAUCUUCUCAAGCGAUGCAGACUAAUAAACCGUAACUUCGAUCCGCCUUGGUAUCUACGAAACGCGCACAUCCAAACGAUACUUUCAUUUAUUCUCACACAUACCUCAACUGAAUUUGAAAGGGAAUAUCUACAAAUGCGUGAUCGAGGAGUCGUAGCGCUUGACUGGGCUCUUCAUGUUUCUGUUCAUAAGAAAAAGUGUUGUUCUGUGUUAAAAAUACUUCCGGGAUUAACCGCUACCUCGGUCAACGUUUCAAACCUGUGUAGUUUAGCUGCUCACAAAGGUUAUAGGCCUGUUGUGUUUAACCAACGAGGAUUCGGAAAUUCAGUGUUAACUUCUCCGAAGAUAUUGAGCAACGGGGAUCCGCACGAUUUACGCCAAGUUGUAAAAUAUAUACAUAGUCGAUACCCAAAAGCGUUAGUUACAAUGGUUGGAUUAGGAACGGGUUGUUCGCUUUUACUGUCAUAUCUUGGAGAAUUCGGUUCAUCGGCAAACAUUUUUGCUGCAGUGUGUAUAUCGGCGUGCUUUGACAACUCCGGGAAGUUUUCGAAAGGCGUUCAAGGAAUAUAUGACAUAUUAUAUUUGUUGUCAUUGAAAAUUACGUUAUGUGAACAUUCAAAUUCACUUUCAAAGUAUAUCGAUUUUAAUGAGUUGCUCAAAUGCUGGUCAUUUCGACAUUUUGAUGAGCUUAUGUAUUCAAAGUUAUAUAACUUUUCAAAUGUAGAUGACUUUUGGGACCGCAAUAAUCCCUUGAGAGAUGUGGAUGAGAUAGCAGUUCCUUUAUUAUUUAUCAAUAGCUUAGAUGAUCCGUUUUAUUCCAAAAUAAGCAUUCCAUACGAUCUCUGCAAGUAUUAUCCACAUUUUCUGAUUGUGUGUACUAGUAAAGGUGGACAUUGUGGAUUUAUUGACGACCCUUGUGAUGUAAGUUGGGCGGAUAAACUAGCACUGGAUUACUUAGACACUGUAUUAGAGUUUACAAAUAAGGGUCAUACUAUUAAUUAUGGAAAAUGUGGCGUCAGAUCUACUAUUUAA
This is a messenger RNA of Mya arenaria, 2135 nucleotides long. Its product is annotated as protein ABHD15-like. The coding region runs from base 948 to 2135 and encodes 395 amino acids. Lineage: Eukaryota; Metazoa; Mollusca; Bivalvia; Myida; Myidae. The record is from RefSeq and is a predicted model, not a curated record. Gene Ontology annotation, molecular function: monoacylglycerol lipase activity; short-chain carboxylesterase activity. The transcript has a single exon.